This is a messenger RNA of Verruconis gallopava, 1265 nucleotides long. RefSeq lists its product as uncharacterized. Gene Ontology annotation, biological process: regulation of lipid metabolic process. Gene Ontology annotation, cellular component: mitochondrion. The record is from RefSeq and is a predicted model, not a curated record. The coding region runs from base 152 to 1054 and encodes 300 amino acids. NCBI's taxonomy places the organism in Eukaryota, Fungi, Ascomycota, Dothideomycetes, Venturiales, Sympoventuriaceae. The transcript has 2 exons.
GUCAUAGUCGAACGAAUUCCUUGGGCAACACAAAAAGCCAUCAAUACUAACUGGACAUUAGAGACAAAUCUUUUUGUGGGCGGGACUUCGAACAAUGUGCACUUUUUUUCCGCUCUCGCAUCGGUAGCGUUGUUGACAACCAGCAAACAUCAUGUCUUUGACAUUCAAGCUUGGCUCGCUAGCCAUCAGAACGCUUGCAAAGCCACUUAGUAAUUACAUCAAACGAAAUGCGAUGCAACAUGAGAACUUCCGGCGGCUAUGUGUUGGUUUUGCGCAACGAUUGCACAGAGUGGACAUGCGAUUGCGUAUUGGGCUGUUACAAGACCCCGCUGCAAUCGAGAGGCAAAUUCAACGUGAAGUCAAGGAGGCGGAAAAGAGAAGGCUGAAAGAUGCAAUCCCUACGGUCAAAACCGAAGCGGAGACACUCGCAGAGGAGGCAGCCAAGAGUAAAGAGAGGAAAGAGGCAGAAGAGUACGUCAAAGCGACGCUUAAAGCGCCACGUAUACGACCACUCAGCGAGAAUAAAGCCAUAGAAACCGGCGCGAAUUUCAUUGCCGAGGCUUUUUUGUUUUUGGUCGCAGGUGGACUGAUUCUAGCAGAAAGCUGGCGCAGAGACCGCAAGGAGAAGAAGCAAGAUGCUGAAGUCAACGACGCCCUGCUCAUCGCGGAGAGGGAGAGGGAGGAAAUGAAGCAGAAGCUCGAGCUUCUGCAAGCUGAGAUCGAGGCUUUGAUGGACAACAAGAGACCAUUCGACUCUGUGCGUGCCGCCGCAGUAGCGUCGAUUCGUCAGAUUCCCUCUACGCAUCACACAUCAACAAAGUCUGUGAGUAGCGAGACCGGUGUGAAUGGAAAUGAGAAGAGCGCAUCGGGCGCCGCAGGAGCGACAGCAUCACACGCUCCGCCGGCAGAGUCACAGAGCAUUCCGUCGUCACCAGCAAAGCCAUCUGACUCAACCAAAAUGGCGAGAGAUGCUUCGAAUGAGCCAUCUUUAACAAGAUCAUCUUGGCUUCCGAGCUGGCUGGGAGGGAGUAACUCAAAGCCCAGUUCCUCCUGACGCUCGGUCCAGACAUGACGAGAUCUGAGAGCUAUGUAAAUGUUGCUUGUAUAUAACACUCUGCAUCUUUUUGCCCUACAGAGUAAUCGUUCAUGGCGGAUGGUUAAACCCAUCCUGACCAAAAAGAAGAAAAAAAAGAAGAUAAGAAAGAAAUGAAUUCCACUCUGACACAUACAAAUUCGGAAUAGAUGGGUACACGCCGCAAGCAUCC